Gymnodraco acuticeps is the source of this 1165-nucleotide messenger RNA. RefSeq names its product PR domain containing 5 (gene prdm5). Lineage: Eukaryota; Metazoa; Chordata; Actinopteri; Perciformes; Bathydraconidae. The record is from RefSeq and is a predicted model, not a curated record. Gene Ontology annotation, molecular function: transcription cis-regulatory region binding.
UUGUAAACUUGUUGUUUUCUCUCAGGAUGGAGAGAACAUCUUCUACCUGGCGGUGGACGACAUCGACACGGAUACGGAGCUCCUGAUUGGCUACCUGGACAGUGACAUGGAGGAAGAGGAGGAGGAGGAAGAGGAGGAGGUGAUGAAGGACGACGACGAGAACAGUAAAGACGCCAGACAUCUAGUAGAAAUGGAGCUGGUGAUAAAGAAGGAGGAUUACCCCUGCCUGCUGUGUGAGAGCAGCUUCCCAUCAGAGGAGAUUCUGGCCAAUCACCUGCAGACGCUUCACCAGAGACCCAGCAGCGAAGAAAAGGACUUCAAGUGCAGGAACUGUGGAAAGAAGUUCCCCGUCAGACAAGCCCUGCAGCGCCAUGUUCUUCACUGCUCAGAGUCUCCUGACCCCUCCUCAGACUCUAAAUCUCAUCAAUGCUCUCUGUGCAGCUCCAGCUUCAGCUCCAUCUCCAGUUUCCUUCAGCAUAAGGAGGCGUGUAAAGGAGAUGCUCGUUUCAUCUGUAAAGCUGAGAGCUGUGGGAAGAGAUUCAAGAGCAAAGACGCUUUGAAGAAGCACAAAGGAAACGUCCACACAGGGAGCGCACGCCGGAAACUCACGUGCACGAUCUGCAACAGGAAGUGCUCGUCCUCUCUGAACCUGCAGGAGCACAGGAAGGUUCAUGAAAUACUGGAAUGCCACGCCUGUGACAAGAAGUUCAUCUCCACCAAUCAGCUGAAGCGUCACAUGAUCACACACUCAGAGAAGCGUCCGUACACCUGUGAGGUGUGCAGCCGCUCCUUCAAACGCCUCGACCAGGUGACGGCUCACAAGAUCAUCCACAGCGAGGACAAGCCCUACAAGUGCAAGCUGUGUGGGAAGGAGUUCGCCCACAGGAACGUCUACAAGAACCACAAGAAGACCCACUCUGAGGAGAGACCCUUCCAGUGUGACGAGUGCAAAGCCUUGUUCAGGACGCCGUUCUCCCUGCAGCGCCACCUGCUGAUCCACAACAGUGAGAGGACCUUUAAGUGCGAUCAGUGCGACGCCACCUUCAAGAGGAAGGACACGCUGAACGUGCACAUCCAGGUCGUGCACGACGGACACAAGAAGUACAAGUGUGACCUGUGUGAGAAAGCCUUCGUCACGCCCUCCGUCCUCAAGAGCCACAAGAAG